This is a messenger RNA of Pyricularia grisea, 1758 nucleotides long. RefSeq lists its product as uncharacterized. The coding region runs from base 1 to 1758 and encodes 585 amino acids. The transcript has a single exon. NCBI's taxonomy places the organism in Eukaryota, Fungi, Ascomycota, Sordariomycetes, Magnaporthales, Pyriculariaceae. The record is from RefSeq and is a predicted model, not a curated record.
AUGCAGCUCGGGGCGUCGGGGAGGUUAAACCUCGAGUCGAUGCCAUGCGAGAUCCUCCGCAUGAUCGCCGGGUGCUUCUCGCUCUCUCCCUACGAGGCCGGCGAUCCGGUGCUGAGCCCAGAGUUUCUCGAAAACAGGCGGGAGCUGCGCCGCCUGUGUCUCGUCUCGCGCAAGCUGUGGCACGCCGCCGUCCCGUUCCUGUACGAGGUUGUCAUCACCCACGGUCCGGGCCAGGAAAAAUCAGACAGGAAGCUCCCGCCGCUCCUGCUGCUACUGAGAAGCCUGCUGGCGAACCCCAGCCUGAGGCCUAGGAUACGGCACAUGGCUUGCCUCGUCAGCCUAAAGGGGUCCAAGGUCACGGCGCAAGAGCUGGAGGCGGUGCGGAGGCUGUGGAAUUCAGAGUGCCUGGGAAUAAGGAUCCGGACAAGGGCGGACGUGAGGGUGCUGGAGCUGGCGGACCUACCAGUCAGGAUACGGAAGAUACGGAAGGGCGGGGAGGAGGAUGAUGACCACACGCAAAUUUUCACAGGGGACGAAGCCGAUGACGAAUACGAAACCUCGUACCUCGCCGAGACGACACGGAUACCGAACCGGGCGGAAUUGGACGGGCUAGGGGAGCGCAUAUUCGCCGCCAUUCUGUGUCUGGCGUCCAAGCUAGACUCGGUGGCGUUCCAGAUGCCGCGGUGCGCGACGGUGCCGACAAAAGUGGACGCGAUAAAAUGCACAGUGACGAGCGGCAUCAUCGACCGGGCGAUGCGGGACGAAGUCGUCGGCGCAAACGUACUGCAGAACCUGACCACGGUCAAGGUGCAGCCCGACAUGCGCAUGUUUAUGUACUACGGAUGGGACGACGAGAUCGGGGACGACGAGGAGCCCUGCCGCGGUGUGCGGCUCGACGCAUGUCCGGGCCUGUUCAGCGCACCAAACAUCACAACUGUUGAAGGUUUUAAGGAGAGCGGAGGAUGGGACAGGCUGCCGACACAACUAAAAAACGUCAAGGUUGCCGGGAUACUAGAGCCCGACACCGUCAGCACGAUAUGCGACUACCCAAACCUCGAGCGGUUGACGAUACGGCCGGCGGCGUUGGACAUGGCCAAGGCGGAUGUCGAAGACGACGAGUUCAACUCGGCGCUGCUGAAGAGGGCAGACACGCUGAAGCAACUCGACUUUAGAACAAUGGGAAACGAAACAUUAACCACGAGCUACGGGCCCGAAAAGAGGCUACACUGCCUACCCAAGAUGCACAAGUUGGAGGAUCUAACCAUCGAACUCUUUGCACUUUUCGGAACAUCAGACAAACUCCGAACACAAGGACCGCUCGCCGACCUCUUACCACAAGAAGACGACGGCAUCAGCAGCAGCAGCAGCAGCGGCAGCAGUUCCUGCCACCACGCAAACGGACCUUGGCAGCACAGCCGACCGAAAUCCACCAGCAGCCUGCGGAGGCUGCAGAUCCUGGAGCAGUGGACGUACGGCGAUCCCGUGUGCCCCCUGCGGGGUGGGGACGCUAGCGUCUUGAGUGCGUACCGCGAGGCGCUCAGGGGGGUCCUGCUCGACUUUGCAAAGGACUGCGGGGCGCAGCGGUUGCCCAAGCUGGAAAAGUUCCGCUUCGUGAGGCACGAGAUGGCAACCCUGUCGGACGGCAAGAGCGCAGAAGCCAUCGGUCAGAGAGAGAUGGAGGAGAAGACUCGAGCAGACUUUGAGCACCUCAAGCAACUAUUUGCCGAGGAAGGGGUUUGCAUGGAGGUGGCGGUGUGA